AUGGCUUCCAACCGCUCAGAUACUGGCUCAUCGGCCCAGCCUAACCUGCGAUUGACCAUCAUUGCCGCCGAUGGUUUAUACAAGCGAGAUGUCUUCCGUCUGCCUGAUCCCUUCGCCGUGGCUACCAUCAACGGCGAACAGACCAAGACCACCCAGGUCUCGAAACGAACCCUCAAUCCGUAUUGGAACGAGAGCUUUGACUUUCGAGCAACCGAGGAUAGCAUCAUAGCGGUACAGGUUUUUGACCAGAAGAAGUUCAAGAAGAAGGACCAGGGCUUUCUGGGUGUUAUCAACAUCCGCAUUGGCGAUGUGACCGAGUUGGCAGAAGGCGCAGAUGACCAGAUGCUCACGCGUGACCUUAAGAAGUCAACCGACAACCUUGUCGUCCAUGGCAAGCUUAUUAUCAACCUAUCUACUAACCUCACCACCCCCGCGCGCCCUCAGCAACCACCAUCCGCAAACUCCAGCCGUCCCUCUUUGGCCCCUCAGGCAUCCGCGCUCAGUACCGACCGUCUUUCGGAACGACCGACUUCAUCUGCUUCGGGUUUGACUGGUCCUGCCCCAGGAGCGCAAACCACCCUGCCGAUGCGACCCAACGGAGCAAAUGCACCCCCAGCUAUUGGGAACCCGUCCCAGGCCCGACCUAACACCCAGAUGAGCCCCUUUGAGGAUGCACAGGGUCGUUUACCCGCCGGCUGGGAACGGCGGGAAGACAACUUGGGUAGGACCUACUAUGUAGACCACAACACUCGUACCACAAGCUGGAACCGCCCGACGCAGUCUGGCUCCACCACGGAGGCUCGUGGGGAGAGAGAGGCGGCCACCCAAGUCGAGCGCCAGCGGCAUCAAAACAGAACUCUGCCAGAGGACCGCACAGGUGCUAAUUCCCCCUCAAAUCCCGCGCAGCAGCCACCACCAGCGGCAAAUGCCCAGUCGAGCGCCACCCCCGGGGGUACCACGAUGCACACCGGUGCUACGAGUCCUGGUACUGGUGAGCUUCCUCCGGGCUGGGAACAACGGUGGACGCCGGAAUCACGUCCGUACUUUGUUGACCACAACACCCGCACCACGACUUGGGUAGACCCUAGGCGACAGCAAUACAUACGGAUGUAUGGUGGUCAGAACAAUGCCAACGGAACGAUCCAGCAGCAGCCUGUGUCACAGUUGGGCCCCUUACCUAGCGGUUGGGAGAUGCGCCUCACCAACACAGCUCGUGUGUACUUCGUGGAUCACAACACCAAGACCACUACUUGGGAUGACCCACGGCUCCCGUCUUCUCUAGACCAGAACGUGCCGCAGUACAAGCGAGAUUUCCGCCGGAAGCUCAUUUACUUCCGGUCUCAGCCUGCUAUGCGCAUUCUCUCUGGGCAGUGCCAUAUCAAGGUGCGAAGAUCUCACAUCUUUGAAGAUUCGUUCGCGGAAAUCUCGAGGCAGUCGGCGACGGAUUUGAAGAAACGCCUGAUGAUCAAAUUCGAUGGCGAAGACGGUCUUGACUACGGAGGUCUUUCCAGAGAGUUCUUCUUCCUCUUGUCACAUGAGAUGUUUAACCCGUUCUACUGCCUCUUCGAAUACUCCGCUCACGACAACUACACCCUCCAAAUCAAUCCGCACUCGGGUAUCAACCCCGAGCAUCUAAACUACUUCAAGUUCAUUGGUCGUGUGGUUGGUCUAGCUAUCUUCCAUCGACGAUUCCUUGAUGCCUUCUUCAUUGGCGCUCUUUACAAGAUGAUGCUCGGCAAAGCCGUCUGCCUAGCUGAUAUGGAGGGUGUGGACGCAGACUUCCACCGAAGUUUGCAGUGGAUGCUCGACAACGAUAUCUCAGGCGGCAUCCUUGAACAAACGUUCUCUACCGAAGAUGAGCGGUUCGGUGUUCUGCACGUGGAGGAUCUUAUUCCUGGCGGACGUGACAUCGACGUUACCAAUGACAACAAGAAGGAAUACGUUGACCUCAUGGUCAAAUGGCGCAUCGAGAAGCGCAUUGCAGAACAAUUCCAGGCCUUCAAGGACGGUUUCCACGAGCUCAUCCCCUCGGACCUCGUCAACGUGUUCGACGAACGCGAGUUGGAGCUGCUCAUUGGAGGUAUCGCCGAAAUUGAUGUGGAUGACUGGAAGAAGCACACGGAUUACCGCGGAUAUACAGAAAGCGACGAAGUCGUUCAGUUCUUCUGGCAAACAGUCCGAGGCUGGGAUGGCGAACAGAAGAGCAGAUUACUACAGUUCACGACGGGAACCUCGAGAAUACCGGUUAAUGGGUUCAAGGAUUUGCAAGGCAGUGAUGGCCCAAGAAGGUUUACGAUCGAGAAGGCUGGAGAGCUUGGUAAUUUGCCCAAGGCCCAUACUUGUUUCAACCGUUUGGAUCUCCCGGCAUACAAGUCCCUGGAGCAGUUGCAACAAAAGCUGACCAUAGCGGUCGAGGAGACAAUGGGCUUUGGCCAAGAGUAG
Molecule: messenger RNA, 2442 nt
Organism: Anthostomella pinea
Lineage: Eukaryota; Fungi; Ascomycota; Sordariomycetes; Xylariales; Xylariaceae
Source: the annotation of a GenBank genome assembly